GAAAGCUAAUUUACUAAAUAAGGUAUCGGGAUGCAAGAUAACACAAUGCUAAACAGUAUAAUUGUAACUGAAGGCAAUCAAUCAAAUAAAAUGAGAGAGGGUGUCCAGAAACCAAAGGCCUUACUCUCAUGCUGAAGGUGAGGCGGCUAGGGAGCAACACGAUGCAGAGACGAGCGGAAAGGAAAAAGGGGCGUCUCGUGACCUGCAAAGAGUUUUCUCUUUCCCUCUGAAAGGAAGGCGGAAACAGAGCAGUGAACAGUCCUCUGGGAUACGUAGUUCUUCUUCUCAUGUGAGACAGGUAUACCCAGAACUGGAGCGAUAACUCUUCAACUCCCAGUGCACUACAUGAUGUUACGAUGUGGAAUACCGGUAGCAAAAAUCAUCAAACCAUGACACUGGGUUGGUGGCCCCCCUGGCCCCUGUGAUGUCAGAAUGCAGUGGCUGUGACUGCCCAUGGCCUCAGCACUCUGCAGCCCCCAGGUGCCUCCCCGCACAGUUGGGCCACUGCUCCUACGGGUGCACAGGCACAGUGUACAGGCCGGAGCAGGACCGUGGGCAGGCGUUGAGGCUUGGCUUUCUGGAGAGCAGCAGCUCUGUUGGCUGAGCGAAGGCAGUUUCUGCUGGUGUGGCUCAGCCCUCUGUUCAGCUGUGAGGCGUUGCGGGUCCCACGGGGCAUCUGUCCUGGGGACACGGGCAGGAGGAGGUGCUGGAGCUGUUGGCACCUCUGAAGACUUUGCAAGAGUUUGCGUGUCUUCCUUGAGCGCAUCCUUCAGGAUUUAGGUUCUGAGGAGCCUCUGGAGGAGAGGGGCAGUGCUGCAAUGGCCAACAGGAGCCAUCUGCAGCAGGAAGGCCCAUUGGAGGCAUCAGAUGACUAUCGCUGCGCCAUCUGCCUGGACAACAUCAGCAACAUGGCGUGCGUGGACCCGUGCUUCCAUCGCUUCUGUUCUGGCUGCAUCCGGCGGUGGGCUACCACAAGAGCUGUUUGCCCACUCUGCAGGCAGCCUAUUGACCGUGUCCUGCACACGGUGAGAGCAGAUGACGACUACCAGGAGUACGUAGUCGGCGGCUCAUCCUCCCGUUGGCAGAGAAGAAGGGCCAGGGAGAGGUCCAGGAGCAGAUCCCCGCUGCGGCAAAGACAGUCCGGGAACAACGGGCUCCCAGUGAGGAGGAACUCCACGGGCAGCGGCCAAGUGUCACGGGCUGAUGCAGCUCCAAGUGCUCCUGCAGCGAGCACUUCUGGGGAGCAAAGCCCACCAAGCACAGCAGAGCGCAUCGUCAGCCCUGGUGAUGGAGCUUCCGUCCGCAUUGGCGCGCUGCAGCUGCCACCUCUACGGAUCCAGCUCCCCAAUCGGAGAGCCCAGUAAGCCUCUGGAUGCUUUUCAGGGCGUGGCUUUUUCCAAACCAAAGAGCAAUCCCGUGCAGGGAAUACUUCCCAGCGUUGUCCCAAGGCCUGGGAAAUCAAGAGGGGAGGACUUCCCAGAGUGUGCAGUGAUUUUGUUUAACGGAAGUGCCGCAACGGGGAAUAUUUCACUCCCUCAGUUCCAGCAGCCUGAGCCCUUCCGUGAUGCUUCUCUACAACGGCAGCCCCACAUCCUCCAUCCCAGGAGCCUGUGGCUGUGGCUGGGAGGCAGAAGGGGGCCGAUCAUCUCCUCACUGACCAGAAAAUUGGGGAUGAUAAUAAUGAUGACGAUUAAAGAAUACAGGAAACAAGUAGCGCACAGCGUAAUUGUUCCCCACUCACCCGAGCGGUGCCCAGCCAGUUCCCGGGCAGCAGACCCUGCCACCAGCAGGUUCAGUUCCCUCCUGCUUUCUUGUGAACCCUCAGCCCCCCUCAGGCAGGGCAAGGGUCCUUGAGUGUGAGCACCUGUUGGCAAGAACUAACACAUCGGGGCCAGAUCAACAGUACUCUCAUCCUAAACGCAAAACGCAGCACCAUGACAGC
Gallus gallus (chicken) is the source of this 1942-nucleotide messenger RNA. Its product is annotated as E3 ubiquitin-protein ligase Topors-like. Gene Ontology annotation, molecular function: ubiquitin protein ligase activity. Bases 819 to 1364 code for a protein of 181 amino acids. Lineage: Eukaryota; Metazoa; Chordata; Aves; Galliformes; Phasianidae. The transcript has 2 exons. Gene Ontology annotation, biological process: protein polyubiquitination; protein monoubiquitination. The record is from RefSeq and is a predicted model, not a curated record.